Messenger RNA from Diaporthe citri, 1653 nucleotides. RefSeq lists its product as uncharacterized. The record is from RefSeq and is a predicted model, not a curated record. NCBI's taxonomy places the organism in Eukaryota, Fungi, Ascomycota, Sordariomycetes, Diaporthales, Diaporthaceae. Bases 1 to 1653 code for a protein of 550 amino acids. The transcript has a single exon. Gene Ontology annotation, molecular function: acyltransferase activity, transferring groups other than amino-acyl groups.
AUGACGUCCAAACCAUCUUCCCGGGUCAUUUCCCGCCAGCGAAUCUUUCCCGCGGCAUUUCCACCAGCCGAACAAGCAACGGUCACUCGACUGUCCAUUGUCGACGCCUCUGUAGCGCGAUUUUCUACCUGCGCAGCGGUAUGGCUCUACAACCCGGCGCAGGCGUCGCAGGACAGCACGCUGCGCCACGAGCGCCUGCGACAGGCCCUGAGCGAGACCCUCGACGACUACCGCCACUUCGCCGGGCAGCUGCGGUGGGCCACCCGGGACGACAUCCCGCCCGGCGACCCCAACCCGCGCCACGUCGGCCGGCCGCUGGUCUCGUACGGCACGCCCGCCGACCCGGGCGUCGAGCUCGUCUACGCCGACCUCGACCGGCGGCUGGGCGAGGUCGUGCCCAGCGCCGAGGACCGCAGGACGUCCGGGAAGACCUGGGCCGCCACCGACUUCCCGCAGGACGAGCUGCUGCCCUCCCGCUGCAGGCUCGCGUUCACCUCGAGCCUGGCCGAGUUCGACGGCCUGCCCGGCGUGGCGGUGCAGCUCACGAGGUUCGGCUGUGGGGGGUGGGCCGUCGGCGUCAUGAUGAGCCACUGUCUUGCUGACGCCGUGUGCCUGCUGCGGUUCGUGCACUCGUGGGCCGCGAGGUCGCGGGCGCGGGUCACUGGUGGUGAGCCUGCGGCGCCUGGAAACACACUCCCGAAGCCGUUGUUCGAACCCGGCCUGCUCGACCAGCACGCCGGCCUCACGGGGAGCCCCGAGCCAGACGCCGACAAGGUCGCGCUGGCCCGGUCGCUGCCCAUGCACCGCUACGACUGGUGGGCUACCGAUGCCCCAGGGUAUCCUUCUUGGGCGACGGCGUCGUCGGACGCCACGAAGCCGCAGGGCCGGGAGGAGAUGGGGAAGCUGAGCCCCUCGAGCUUCCCGCCGUGGCCGACUUGGGAUAUGUCGGCGCCGGUAGAGCACGUGCAGAUCCGCUUCGGGGCGGACGAGGUCGCGCGCAUCAAACAGGCCGCGCAGGCCACCCUGCCCGACGAACAGCAGCAGCAGCAGCAGCAGCCGCCCAUCUCCCGGCUCGACGCCCUCCUCGCGCACAUGUGGAUCCUCAUCAACCGCGCGCGAGGGCACCACACGACGCAGGAGCAGGUCUACCUGGACGUCACCCUGGGGCUCCGGGGCCGCGUCAGCCCGCCGCUGCCGGACUCGUUCGCCGGCUCGCCGAUCCUGCUGGGCCACGUGUCGCGGCGCGGGUCCGACGUCGCAGGGGCGGUUGACGGGACCGGGACCGGUCUCGGGGCCAUCGCGCUCGAGAUCAGGCGGAUGACGGCGCUGUUCACGCCGCGGGCGGUCGCGGCGUACCUGCACGACGCGGCGCACGAGGUCAGCCCCCAGAGGCUUUGGCAGGCGUUCCUCGGGGGCCGGCACACGCUGGUGACGUCGUGGGUGCGCGCGGGGGCGUAUGAGGUUGAUUUCUGCGGGGGUGCUGGUGGGACGCGGCCGGUCUAUGUCCAGGGCAAGAUGCCGCGGAUGGAUGGGGUAUUGCAGGUGAUGGACGUGGGCGAUGAGACGGGGGGCUUUGAUGUCAGCUUGUGUCUUGAGGGGGAGGCGAUGGGGAGGUUGCUUGGGGAUGGGUUGUUGAGGAAGUAUGAGCGGUGA